Messenger RNA from Diaporthe batatas, 1107 nucleotides. RefSeq lists its product as uncharacterized. The record is from RefSeq and is a predicted model, not a curated record. The coding region runs from base 1 to 1107 and encodes 368 amino acids. NCBI's taxonomy places the organism in Eukaryota, Fungi, Ascomycota, Sordariomycetes, Diaporthales, Diaporthaceae. The transcript is spliced from 2 exons.
AUGGACCCUGAUUUCCAUCGUCUUCGCCCUCGAGGCUAUCAGAAUCCACAGUUCCAGCCUGCGAUGACGUCGCACUCCCAGCCCUCUCACCGGUCAACCUACUAUGCUUUCAGCUCGCCGGGGCCCAUCACUUCAGCAGGUCCGAUACCAAUCACACACGAUGCAAACGAGUUCUACCAACAGGUGCCACACCACGACAGGCUUCAGUUUGCUGGGAAUGGAAAUACGCUUCACUACGCUACUGCUUCCCAGAACCUCCACUACCAGCUUCAAAUGGGUGAUGCUGAAUACGAGCCGGCCCCGCGCCACUCGUGGCAGGUGCCGCCCUCACACCACCAGGGAAGAGACGACCAGGAAGGCGAGCGAAAGCACACCCCCGAUCAAGAGCCCCGAGGCAGGAAGCGCCACCAAAGAUCGCACAGCACACGAUUACGCAGCAAAGAACGACCAGACAGCGAGCCCCACCGCUCACUUGCGCCAUUGAAACCAAAGCGAGGUUUUUUUCGAGCCGCCUCGCGACUGCGCAAAACUCGACCGCCAUCUGACGGGUUUCUACGGACAGCAGAGAGGCCGCCUGCAGACUUCUUGGCCCCAUCGCAUGAGCCCGGUCAUGCCCCGAAGAUCGACUUGGAAAAGUAUCGAUACGAUGGCCACGAUAGAUACGGCACGGCGCCCCCGCGGGAAAGACAAGCACACUCGCCGGUCCCGACACUAGCCACUCCUCCGGGCCGUCGCUCAACCUCUAGAGGUGACAGGCGGAACGCAAGCUAUCACAAGACGCGUGUAUCGUAUUCCACGCGUGCAGAAGUGCCCCAUCGCGCCCACCGGGCACAAUCGCGGAAUCCUAGUGCCCAGCUAUCUAGCCUUACCCGGACAAGCCCUACACGCAACACAGCAGGUGACCGCCCGUAUUCAAGGUCAGGCCUGACGGAUUUCGACGAGGAUGUAGAGAUACCGAGGAUGAAUGGGUUGCUUGACAUCUGGGACUCGACGGAUAAUCCAAACUGGGAGGAAGAGACCUUUGCGCUCUGCGACUUGGAACACUGCCGUCGCUGUGGGAAAUACUUCGUGCUGAUGAGGACGAUUGGACACAGAUGUCGCAGAUGA